AUGGUGUCAAGUAAAUGGCUCUUUCACAGACACAGGAGCCACAGACAAUGUGUUGGUGGAAGUUGUAAAACAGGAACUGAGCGUAAAACGGCAACCUGGAGACUCCAAGAUGGCGGAGUAGAGGAGAACCUGUUAUCGGUGCGACUCCGAGUGAGUGGCCAGACGUUUUCCCUCACGGGGCUCUCAUUCAGGGAUCUAAGCUUCGUGGGGCACGUGGCAGGAUUUAAACAGUGGUCUGUGGCAAGGCCGCCCAGGACAUGGGGAAGCCGGCCAGCAUGGCCGAGCUGGGACCCGCGCAGACGCAGAGUGGAGCCGCGCAGAGUUGUGGCAGCUUGGAGACGCAGGGUCACUGACCCUUCAGGGCUGGAGUGGCUGAGUCCCAGCUCCACCACCUGGGUGAUGGAAAUAAUCCUUGCCUUUGUGGGGGGACUGGUGCUCUUUAUCCUGUUAGGCCCUUACUUCUCGCUGCCACCUUUGAAAAACAGGAAUAUCAAAAAGAUAGAGAAGAGGUGUAGGAAGAAAAGCAAGAAGAAGAGAAGCAUUCUGAAAGGAUAUUCAACUCAGCUUCCUGAAAAAUCCCAGGCCCCUUCCUUCUCCACCAUAAUUCAUUCUCCCAUUCCAGCUUGUAGAGAUUGCCGGAAGAAAGUGGAGGAAACACAACAACAGUAUGUGGGGCAGUGGACGAUCCAUGGGCCACAGGUGCCCAUGCCUGGACAGCCUCUUGGUCCCUCCUACUCGUCACUGCAGCUUGUGCCUUCUGUUCCCCGCAGCCACCUACGAAAGUUCCAUGAAAACAUUACAUUUCUUCAGCUGUUACACGAAGAUGCCCCGGGUGAGGUAUUCAAACCAGGGCCUGCUGGAGCCCACCAGCCACCUCUGCAGAAUGUGGAACAUUCUUCUUCUACUUCCAUGUCCCUGUUGACCUCCCUGCUUCCCCUGACCAAGCACCCUCUACCUCUGGCAUCAUCCCUAUCCGAUGAAGCUAGAGACCACCAGCCUGGCUUGAACAGAGUCCCUCUGGGCCCCAUCCCACAGGGCUCCCUCUCAGGUAGCUCCUACUGGGCAUCCCUGGUCACAGCCAUCUCAGGACUUGACUGCAUAAGCUACUGCAUUCUGUUUUUCUCCUGGUGGUGGACAACUACCAAGGCCUUAUUCUUCUCCACCUGGACACACGCCAGAUCCCAGAAAGACAUACAUCUUUCACACCAUCCUCGAGACUCCACACUCUGGGGAGACCCCACACACCAGCAAGUAGAGGUUGGGGGCCUCUCUUUCAUCAACCCUGAUGUCCAGAAACUGCUGGAGAUGCUCAUCAGCAAAAGAGCAGAACUAAAAGUGUGGAAGGAGAACACUAAGGAUGGGUCCUCUUUCAAACCAAUGAGCCCAGACCACUGCCUGCAUUCUCUGGGGAAAAUGCUGAAGUCACUGGGGGGCAAGAGGGACACCACUGCACACCCCUUCUGCAGCACAAAAGGGAAACCAGAGCAGCUCCCCGACUCCCAGCAUGUCUCUUACCACCAGGCCCCGGGGGACUCCUUAGAGCACAAACGCAGCCAGCUGUUCUGGGGCCCGCCCUCUCUGCACAGUGAGUCCCUGGUGGCUACUGCCCAGGUGCCUAAGAGGUCCUCCGCUGCACGAUGUAAAGAUGUUACAUUUAACAAAGUCUCUGACUCUUCCCCAGUUCCAUCUCUGGCUGAAGUACCUCCACAACUUUCCCAGGACCAGCCCUUGCCCAGCUAUGUGGCCCAAUCUCAAUUUUUAACACAAACACUGCCCCCAUCUGAGGCUCAGGCCCAGAACCACACCCACCUCACAUCCUUUCCCCCAAACCUACCACCUUCUUCUCCACCCCAGAAGAGGACCCAGAGAACAAUCUGCCCUACAUCCCAGGAGGAGGUAUGGCCUUUCAGCCCAGCUGAAAAUCAGCACGUGGAACGGCACUUGCAGAAGCAACAUAAACAGAAGGAGGAUUUACCCUCUUCACUCCAAAAAUCUCAGGAAGCCAACAGCCAAUCAGCUCUCAACCAUCGUCAGCACAGUCACCCCUCCCUGACCCCCAAGUCAACCUCCAUCCUUCCCAGGGAUUCUAACAGCACCAAGCUCCAAGAGCGACCAGAGAAACACAGUCUAGGGAGGUUCACCACAGAUGCACACCAGCAUGGCCCUCCCUGCAGACUUCAAGCAUCCCAGGACUUGACACAGCCUCGGGGCAAAUUCCCAAGGAAGUGUUCUGGGUGCCAGGCUAAAGAUAAGCAUGGCCCCUUCCUGGCUGCCCGGCCCCCGGAACUUGCUUGUGAAAGCAGCAAAGGUGUGCAGAAGAUGAGGUCCAGGUGCUCUGAAAGAUUCCUCAAGGGCCCAGAGCAAGACCUAGAGAGGCACCCACAAGAUCUACCCUGGAAUUCAAGAGGCACCUCAGUAAAGGUUCUGGAAAAUGAAAAGGAGGAUUCAAGAAGUAAGAAACUUCUGGAAAAAAUCCUGCAAGACCAUCUGAGCAGAAAGUUGGUACAGAUCAAUGAGGGCAUAAUCCCCGUGUACGUGCGUGGAUCCUGGCUUGCUUCCAACUACACUUUUCCCAAGUACAGCACCAACAAAAACAGUAUCAAUCUAGCGUCCUCCAAGGACCAGCUAUCUCGGGUGAACACCUCCCAGAAUCUUUCCUUCCUGGAUCCAGGAACUCACCUGAUGCUAGAAACAGAUAUCAUGAGGUCUCGAGUGCGACACAGGUGGAGUCCACACCUCCAGACCCUAGAUCCCCUGAGUCAAGACUUUGAUGAGAAACCAGCCUCACCCGUUUCACAGCCAGACCUUCCCUUGGUCCCCUGUGACUCCGCAGACGACUCCACUGCCCAGGCUGCCAGGUUCCCAGAAGGACUUCCUUGGAAAGGUCCAGGAGAGAAGGCAAUGAAAAAAAAGGCAGUCCCCACCCUGCAGAGUCCCCUCCCUGAGCCCUCACCUGCAGAGAUGCAGAAGGCCUGGAGAGGAACCCCACUGGGUGGCAGCCAUGAGCCCUCAGUGGUCCCUCCAGCUACACAGGGGGACCCCCUGCCUUCUCAACCUCACACUUACAGUCUCUCAGGCAGAACCCAGCCCAGCAGGAUUAUCACAGGAAUGGCAAGAGGCAGCCUCGAGCCCAGUCCAGGCUUGAGAGAGGCCAGGUAUGAGCCAUGGGAGGAGAGUGGAGUUGUGGCCUCAGGAAUGGCAAUGCUGGAAGGCAAAGAACAGUCCCAGUCUUCAAGAUCUGAAGAGACCAGAAAGACAGAGGUGGAGAAGGAGGAGCCUCCUGAGAGGGAAGUCCCUCCCCUCCCUGCCAGAGAAACGUCAGAUCCUCCAGAAAGCUGUACUGAGAGAAGGAAGAAUCACGUUUCGCAGUCUCUGCACCCCAAUAAAAAAGGCAGAGGGCAGGAAGAUUCCUUGCAAAAAGUCAAACCCCUGCCAGCCACUACCAAGAUCCAGAGAUCAGUCUCAAGCAGAGUGCCAAUGGAUGAUGAAACGGCUGAGGCCCAGAACAUCGUGACAGCUGUUGGACAGAUCCUGGUGGACAAGCUGGCACAUCAGCAUGCAGGCAGUCCACCAGAGUUACACUGA
This is a messenger RNA of Marmota flaviventris (yellow-bellied marmot), 3585 nucleotides long. The record is from RefSeq and is a predicted model, not a curated record. NCBI's taxonomy places the organism in Eukaryota, Metazoa, Chordata, Mammalia, Rodentia, Sciuridae.